AUGAAGGGACACGCACCGCCUGAAACGCGUUCUGUUUACCCACGAAAUACGGGUGAAGUGAAAACAGAAAGUAAAGCAGUGACAGAUGAAGCGAACAUGGGCGAGAGUGUUAGGGCUAGCACAGUAACAACCAAUACUACAUUUCCCACAAGUAGUUUGGGUGUAAGUUCGACUGUACCGGAGAGCAAUCGAGUCGAUGGACAGGUGGGUGGUGGGGAGGCGCUGGAGGCAGCGUUGUGCCAGCUCGGCCCCUUUGGCCCCUACCAGCGAUACGUGCUGACACUACUCUGCCUGCCCAGCCUGCUCUCUGCCAUGUACUCCUUCAACUAUGUUUUUGUUGCUGAGCAGGUGCCUUUUCGGUGUGUGGUGCCGGAAUGUGAAGGCGCUGGGGCUUCGUUUGGAAAUACUUCAGUACAGGCGCUGCUCAGCCCGGAGCCUUGUCACCGAUACUCGCCGCUAACUGACGCCCCCACCUGCUUGCGCGAGGACUUCCAUCUCAAUCACACUGUCAAAUGCGAUGCCUUUAUCUAUGAGAACCAGAAUACUAUUUAUGCCGAGUUCGGGCUGGCGUGCCGCGAGUGGCUGCGCACGCUGGUGGGCUCGGUGCGCAACGCUGCCCUCCCACUCGCGCUGCUGCUCACUGGAUACAUCUCCGAUAGAUGGGGUCGUCUCACUGCAUUCUGCAUAUUCUCUGCUUGCGCCGGAGUCAUGGGGCUCAUCAAGUCCUUCUCCGUCAAUUACCAAAUGUACAUCGCGCUGGAGUUUCUAGAAGCAGCGCUUGGAUACGGGUUCGCAAGUGCUGCUUACGUCAUGGUGGUGGAGCUAGCGCGUCCAUCGCUGCGCGCGUCGUUCGCGUGCGCGACUGGCGUGGCUUAUGGGGUGGGCGGAGCACUGCUAGCUCUGGCUGCGCAUCGGCUCCAUCGCUGGCGUCAGCUGCUGCUAGCGCUGCACACACCCGCGCUGCUGCUGCCGCUCUACUGCUUGCUGCUGGACGACAGCGUACGCUGGCUCCACGCGACCGCCAGGCAAGAUGAAGCCAUCGCGGUGCUACGUAAAGCCGCGAAGUGGAAUAGGGUGACCCUAAAUGAGGAAACACUAAAAGCAAUUGGGGCAAGGGACAAUAAACAAGAAGAGAAAAAUCAGGUGUCAUGGCUGGCACUGGUGAAGACCCGGGCGCUGGUGGUGAAGCUGGCGGCGUGCGGCUGGUGCUGGGCAGCGGCUGCUUUUAUAUACUACGGGCUCACUAUCAACUCGGUCGCUCUCUCCGGGGACAAGUACAUCAACUUCGCGCUCAACAUGGCUAUGGAGAUCGUCGCGUCACUGCUCAUCAUGAUGGCGCUCGAGCGAUUCGGAAGAAAGAAGAGCAUACUCGCUUCGUUCCUUGUAUGCGGUGUUGCCUGCAUUGCGCCAUUUUUUAUAUCGCACGUGGGCACGGGUCUGGGGCUGUACUUCGCGGGCAAGCUGGGAGCGACGAGUGCGUUCAACUCGCUGUACGUGUUCAGCGCGGAGCUGUUCCCCACGGGCGUGCGGGCGCGCGCGCUGUCCGCCGUCUCGCUGCUGGGCCGCAUCGGCUCCGUGCUGGCGCCACAGACACCGCUGCUGAGCCGGAGCGUACAGGCGCUGUUGUACGGCGGCUGCGCGCUGUCCGCAGCGCUGGCUCUGCUGCUGCUGCCCGAGACGCGCCGCGAGCCGCUGCCGCACUGA
Parnassius mnemosyne (clouded apollo) is the source of this 1704-nucleotide messenger RNA. Lineage: Eukaryota; Metazoa; Arthropoda; Insecta; Lepidoptera; Papilionidae. The record is from the annotation of a GenBank genome assembly.